AUGUCGAACAGCAUCGAAUUCUAUUUCACAAAUCAUUGUGUAGUCCCCUUAACGCCAGAACCAUUAUUCGAGAUGGAUAGCAACGCUUUCAGUGUCGUCAACCCACUGGCUGCGAAAGGCUGGGAGCAAAAAUUUGAAAGCUUUCGAGACCACAGAAAUUUUCCGCUGUUUCAAAAUGAAAGUGGCGAGCUCUGUCAAGAUACGACGCCAAUUUCUGAGAACCGGGAAGGCAAUAACAGUUCGCCAAAAACGCCAACAUGUGCAGUAUUACAUCCACAACGGCAUCCUUCCAAAGCGCAUUCUUAUUCCAUUCCUUUACAUCCAGCGCCUAACAUGACGCAAGGUUAUGGUCCAGAUUCAACACUUGGGGUAGAUUACACCCAGAUGGGUAUAGACCAGGGCCGAGGAAGUUUUACAGCGUUCCAAAAUUGCAGGACCUCGACACCAUUAUCAAUGGGACACGGAUCUUUCUCCGGCAAUAUUUCAACCACCGAUCGUUUCAGCAAUGACAACACAACUCCAAGUAUAGACUAUGAUGAUGUCCACAAGUCCAAUACAGACAGACUCGAUACAUACGAGUCUCUUGCUUCAGGGUCUGUUACGCACGACGGCAUAUUGGGUGAUUGGUGGUCGAUUGAGAAUGGCAAUGUUAUGAAUAAAAUCAAUGAUCAUUUGAAUGGCAUGGUAGCAUCGUACAUUCCAAUCUUUCCUCAUGGCCUUCCUCGACCACAAGAUGAUGAGCUAGAGAAUUUUGAGGAGACUUGGAAUGAUGGGUGGGUAAAGGAGAGUGAAUGGCCGCCAGCUCCUUUCAUUCCGAGUACGAUCAAACCUAGAGCGUUGAACCUUAGUGCAUCUUUUACUUCCACUGCCUCUACCACCACCAGGGCAUCGAGCCAAGCCUCGGCAUUUUCACCAGAGUCCACUGUUGUUACAAGUACUUCGGACUAUACCGCAAGUCCUUCAGCUGAAGGGUUAACUGAAGACCACAUCCCUCAAUCACGCUCUCGACACAUGCUCCCAAGUUCGAGACCGGCCAGAAACGAUGAUAUAAUCUCCAAGAGGUUCGAUGAAGAUGAAACAGCCACAGACAGGCCGGUGGAAAAUCGGCACCCAAGUGCUAGCACUCCCAUUAGUGCAAUUCGCAAUACUCGAAGUCAUAGAAUUAUUAAAAAUGACUUUGAAAUCAAGCAUUCCAAUGUACCACUUACGCCGAAAAAUGAUCUUCUUGAUGGUAAACCUUCGUCAACUAUCGGGAACACGCCACUUCUUACUAGAUUUGAACAAAACGACUUUUUGAUUCGCUCAAGACAAGCGGGUAUGUCAUAUAAGGCAAUUCGAUCCAAUGGAAAUUUUGCCGCUGCAGAAUCCACCCUCAGGGGUCGAUUUCGAACGUUAACCAAAGACAAGAAAGAUCGAGUGAGACAGCCGAAAUGGACGGACAAUGAUAUACAAUUGUUGAGCAAGGCCGUGAAAAAGCUUGGGCGCAGUACGAGUAAGGGUUCAGAGCCUCAAUGGAAAAAAGUCGCUCAGUAUAUCUAUGAUAAUGGAGGAUCAUAUCAUUUUGGUUAUGCCACUUGUCGAAAACGGUGGAUUGCGCUUAAGAAUGAUGACAAGAAGGUAUAA
This is a messenger RNA of Botrytis fragariae, 1623 nucleotides long. RefSeq lists its product as uncharacterized. The coding region runs from base 1 to 1623 and encodes 540 amino acids. NCBI's taxonomy places the organism in Eukaryota, Fungi, Ascomycota, Leotiomycetes, Helotiales, Sclerotiniaceae. The record is from RefSeq and is a predicted model, not a curated record. The transcript is spliced from 3 exons.